AUGGAUAUAAUGACCUAUUUGGGAUAUUUGAAACCGCGUUAUCUCACGGCAGAUCAGAAAUUGCUGUAUACAUUAUACACAUUUUUCGUGACGAUCGGUUUGUGCAUCCUCGAUCUUCUGACAGGCAUCAACCAGGUGUUCAUCGAGAGUGACAUCGAGAAGGUUACCAACAUCCUCUUCGUUUUUCUCGCUAAGGUGAUACUGCUCAUCAAACUGUUUCCAAUCCAGAGAAGCCAAAACAAGAUACUGGACAUCAUACACGUAAAUCGACCAGAGUUCUUUCCCGAUGACGAUGAACAGAAAAAGAUUUUCCUCAAAGCGGUCAUGUUCCAGAGGCGGGUUACCAUACUAUUUCACUUGAUGGGUAUCGUGGCAACUUUAACCAUGUGCUUCUUCCCCUUCAUUGAUCCGGGAAUGUCAGGAAAACUUCCUUUUUCUUCCUGGUAUCCCUUUGAAGUUGAAGCGGCGCCAAGGUACCAAAUUAUAUACACGUAUCAGACUGUUUGUCUCCUGUUUAUGUCUCUGGCAGACGUAGCUACAGAUAUGCUGAUAUCGGGGCUUCUGAUGGUAGCUUCUAAUCAGUUGGAGAUACUGAGGUAUCAAAUCGUCAACAUUAAAACAGUAGCUGUUGAGAAUUUCGAUAAAGGAACAUUCAAAGACUUCGAUGAAGCUAUGAUGAAGGGAUUGGUGUCGUGUAUUCGACAUUAUAACUGUAUUUUGAAAUUUGCAGAUGAAGUCAACGAAAUAUUCAGUGGACCACUUUUCUUUCUUUUCUUUCUUGGCGUGGGAGCUACUGGUCUUACUCUGUUCCAAUUCAUCCUGACACCGAUUUUAACUGUGGAGUUUUUUUCGAUAGCCAUAUAUCAGGCAUGUGUUCUUCUUGAGGUAUUUUUGUACUGCUUCUAUGGAAAUUCCAUAAUGGUUCAGAGCGACGCUAUAACCAACGCUAUAUAUCAGUGCGGUUGGGAAGAUGGCUCUCUUCAGUUCAAGAAGGAUGUCAAUAGAUUCAUGAUAAGGACGCAGAAGCCGUACUGCAUGUAUGCUGGAAAUUUCUUUCUGAUGUCCCUGCCAAAUUUCAUCCUUAUUCUCAAAUGGUCAUGGUCAUACUUCACACUCCUGCAUCGAAUACAUGAGAAAGGAGAAUGAGUUGCUGCUCAAUCAAAUGUUAAGUUUGUCAAUGAUUUCAUCGAUUGACUGGAGGAAAAAAUCUGUCGGCAUUAUUGCAACUUUAUUUCUAGAUUAUUU
Coccinella septempunctata (seven-spotted ladybird) is the source of this 1245-nucleotide messenger RNA. Its product is annotated as odorant receptor 2a-like. Bases 1 to 1146 code for a protein of 381 amino acids. The transcript has 5 exons. The record is from RefSeq and is a predicted model, not a curated record. Gene Ontology annotation, molecular function: olfactory receptor activity; odorant binding. Gene Ontology annotation, biological process: detection of chemical stimulus involved in sensory perception of smell; sensory perception of smell. Gene Ontology annotation, cellular component: plasma membrane. NCBI's taxonomy places the organism in Eukaryota, Metazoa, Arthropoda, Insecta, Coleoptera, Coccinellidae.